CGAAUCGCCUCGUUGAGUUCCGGGGGGAGGGAACCGAAACUCCAAAGGCCAGUUGUCGCAUAAGAUGUCUGAGAACGCCGAAUCACCUACAGACGCGCAAAAAGAAGAGUUACACUCACCUCCUGAAGACUCGACGACAAAUGAAGAGAAGAAAAAAAUUGAUGUCCUCUUGAAGGCAGUAGGGGACACCCCCAUCAUGAAAACAAAGAAAUGGGACGUGGACAGGAGCAGGACGGUGCAGUCUCUUUCUCAGUUCAUCUCUCGCUUCCUCAAGCUGGAUGAUCAUGAACAACUGUUCAUCUACGUUAAUCAGUCUUUUGCGCCGUCACCGGACCAAGAAGUGGGGAUUCUCUUUGAUUGUUUUGGCAGUGACAGCAAACUGGUUCUGCAUUAUUGUAAAUCUCAAGCUUGGGGUUGAUUCCAGUUUUGGAUCCUGAUUUGUCCAAUUUAGUAGCGACAUCGUGAGCAUUUUCCACAAAUUAAAACAGUUCCCCGGUGUCUGUAACAUGCUUUGCUCAAAACACCCCAAGGAUAAAAAAAAAAAAAAGACAGAUUACUUUUCACCCUCUCUUUAGAGCCCUGUUGAAACCAGACCCAACUAUUUGUAUACCAGCAAUUCAAGUAAAUUUCCCAUAGUUUGUCCACUUGGACGUAGUAUGUAAAAUUGACUUGAUAUGGAAAAACUUGUCAGUUGGUAGCUUCAUGCAAGCGCCAUUAAUUUGCAGAAGGACCUGAAGGGGUGAAACACUGCAUCAAAGAAGAAAGCUGCAUUGAGUUUGUUGAGUGGGGAUUGACUUGAACGCACUCUCAAACAAUCUCAUUUCUGCCUAAUAAGAAAUAAGCGGUCAUAAAUGGAAAGUACAAUAAUUGUCAUAGAAAUGAUAGUGAGACACCUGGAAAUUGUUUUGAAUAUUAUCCCUCCUUUAACAUCAAGGCUAAAACUGUUUCUUAUGUUUCAUGUAUAUAUUGUAAAUAAAUUGUCAACGUUAA
This is a messenger RNA of Phyllopteryx taeniolatus (common seadragon), 990 nucleotides long. It is a transcript of the gene atg12, whose product is annotated as ATG12 autophagy related 12 homolog (S. cerevisiae). Gene Ontology annotation, biological process: autophagosome assembly; nucleophagy; C-terminal protein lipidation. The record is from RefSeq and is a predicted model, not a curated record. The transcript has 4 exons. Gene Ontology annotation, cellular component: cytoplasm; phagophore assembly site membrane; Atg12-Atg5-Atg16 complex. NCBI's taxonomy places the organism in Eukaryota, Metazoa, Chordata, Actinopteri, Syngnathiformes, Syngnathidae. Bases 65 to 418 code for a protein of 117 amino acids.